Molecule: messenger RNA, 884 nt
Organism: Blepharisma stoltei
Lineage: Eukaryota; Ciliophora; Heterotrichea; Heterotrichida; Blepharismidae
Source: the annotation of a GenBank genome assembly
AUGUCUAACCCACUAUAUUUUUCUUUACCCUCCCCUUUAAGAGCGAGCAUACCAUUAAAAAAAUGCCUAAUUUUUGAGGAAAUAGCACCCUUUAUAAAGCAAGCAAAAAUUAUAUAUAUAUAUCUAUUAAAUCGCUAGAACGAGAUCUCAAGCCAAUUCUAUUGGAUUUUACAAAGCUUGAAUUCUUAAGGAUAUAUUUUAUAAAUUAAUUAGAUUUUUUUGUUCUAAUGUUUGAAAAUUUGGGUAUUAUCAGAACUUUUUAUGAAUAAUUUUAAUAUAUGAUUUCUCAGAUGUGUUUGAUGUAGGAGCUGACUUCUACUUGUUUAAAAUUCUCAACAGUCUUCAUACUUGUAUGGCAUGUUGAAAAUUUUCCUACAUAAGAGGAUUAGAUAAUUAAAUAUUAUUACUAAUGCCUACUAAGAGGCUGUCCUUUGUUGAAUUUCUAUAGCUUUCCAUUCUCCAAUGUCUUCUAUAUUCCAAGCACUAUCAGAAUUUUUUGAGCUUAAAUAAAAUAUAUCCCUCAAGAUUAUUCUGCUCUCUCUUAAAGGGGGAAGUUAGGCUAUGUGUCAAAAUUAAAAUAAAUGCAAAGCGUAAACAUAUUUAUUCAAAUAUUCAUUCAAAAAUUCUCUAAAUAAGGAUUAAGAAAUUCUCCCAUCCCCAUAUCUUAAUCAGGCUCCCAAAAGUCCCUCAGGACAUUUUACAAGAAAAGUCUCGGCAGGGUUACCACAACAAAUACAAAUACACAAAAAAGCUCUCUCGCUCCAGCAGUAAAAGUCCAUUUAGCCCUAAUCUUAGAUUUUUCGACAAUAUGUCUCCAACCUUCGGAAAAGACAAACUCUAUAUCAUCAAUAGCCGAGUUCCUUCAAUUUCACGACCUGGAAUAA